AUGAGAAGGCGAUUAAGCAUCGUUUGGAGUAAGACUGCUUAUUUAUUUGCUUCAGCGGCCGUUGGGGGUAUUCCAGGCAAUUCCAAAGGUCCUACAAUACCUGCCAAAGGUUAUCUUGUUCAACACAUCGACGGUGGUUUAUACUGGUUGGUUGCCAAUGUAUAUCAAGUAAUGUUUUUGGUAUCAAAUGAAGGGGUAAUAGUAGUUGAUGCUCCUCCUUAUAAUAUUGGUGAUUACUACCUCAAAGCUAUAUCCGAAGUAACCAACAAAGUCGUUACACAUGUUGUAUACAGUCAUGAUCAUUUGGAUCACAUUGGUAGCAGCGGAAUAUUUCCAAAGAAUGCCACUUAUAUUGCACAUAAACUUGUUGCUGACAGUCUAUCUGCUGCGAAAGCUAUGGCAACAAAUGUUUCGUUAGUACCCCCUAUACCCACAAGAACGUUUACCAAGAAUUUAUUACUGACAGUAGGAAAUCAAACCUUGCAACUGGCGUACCAUGGAGAUGGUCAUUCACCUGGAAACAUCUUUAUAUAUGCUCCAAAACAGAAGGUGCUUAUGUUAGUUGAUGUUAUAUUUCCUGGCUGGUUACCAUUUGUUCAAUUGGCUUACGCAUCAGAUGUUCUAGGUUUUAUCAAAGAUCAUGAUAUUGUCUUAAAGUAUGACUUUAAGACCUUUAUCGGCGGGCAUACUACAAGAUUAGGUACAAGAAAAGAUGUUUUAGUUCAAAAACAGUACAUAUCUGACCUAACUAGUGCAGCUCGCCAAGCACUCGAUAAAAUACCGUUUACACUACCCAUCAGUCUAAGGCCUUGGAAGCAGUAUACUGACUAUCUCAACGCAGUCACGGAAACUUGCACAAAGAUCAUGCUUCGAAAGAACUGGGCAAAAAAACUUCAUGGUAUUAUUUUUUUGAACGGACAUUGCGACAAGAUGAUUCAGAAUAUAAGAAUUGUACCGCGUUUAGCAUUAACUUAA
Molecule: messenger RNA, 975 nt
Organism: Didymodactylos carnosus
Lineage: Eukaryota; Metazoa; Rotifera; Eurotatoria; Philodinida; Philodinidae
Source: the annotation of a GenBank genome assembly